Stegastes partitus (bicolor damselfish) is the source of this 1606-nucleotide messenger RNA. RefSeq names its product methyltransferase 22, Kin17 lysine (gene mettl22). NCBI's taxonomy places the organism in Eukaryota, Metazoa, Chordata, Actinopteri, Pomacentridae. The coding region runs from base 114 to 1304 and encodes 396 amino acids. The transcript is spliced from 12 exons. The record is from RefSeq and is a predicted model, not a curated record. Gene Ontology annotation, cellular component: nucleus. Gene Ontology annotation, molecular function: protein methyltransferase activity. Gene Ontology annotation, biological process: protein methylation.
AAGAAGGCUCACAUCCUCCAGACUGUCAUGGCCGCGCACACCGUCCGCUAAUGUUGGUAAGGGGAAGCAUUGGCUGGAGAGGUCAACUCUUUCAAGACUAUGAAUGAUCAGCCAUGGAACAGAUCAUAUUUCGUCAUGACACUGUGCUCUCAGAGGUUCAUAUGCUCUUUGCUAAUCCGCACCACCGUAUGACACGCCUCAACCAUGUUGGGCAGCCUGUGUUCUUGUCCAACUUCAAGAUCUUGGUAGAAAAACACAAUGAUGAAGGGAAAGGUAUAAUAACAGAAGAGAAAUACAAGGACCCAGGGGGAGCCAGUGGAACAUCUAAGGCAGACACUCAUGGAGAAAAAGGAGAGGAAGGUGGGGAAGAAAGUGAGGUGCCAUUCUUGGAUGAGGAUGGGGACCUGAACAUCGUGCGUCGACCACGGAAAAACCCUUUGGAUGCUGGCAGCCGAGACUUGGUCUGUCCAGUCAUUCUCAAACAGUCCGACCCUGAACUGGAACAAGAGGAGGAAAAUACGGAUGAUGAAGAGGGUCAAUGCCCCAAAGAUAUUAUACGGAUUGAGCACACAAUGGCCACACCCUUGGAGGAUGUUGGCAAACAGGUGUGGCGGGGGGCGUUCUUCCUGGCUGACUUCAUCCUCACUGAGCCGCUCAUGUUCAGAGGAGCUACAGUCCUAGAGCUAGGAGCAGGAACAGGCUUAACCAGCAUCAUCAUGGCAACCGUAGCCAAAACAGUGUACUGCACAGAUGUGGGUGAAGACCUUCUAGGCAUGUGUAAGAGAAAUGUAGCAUUAAAUAAACACAAAAUGGAGCCUGCAGGUGGGGAGGUGAGAGUGAGACAUCUGGACUGGCUUCAGCAUGACCUUUGUACAGAUGCUGAUAUGGAGUUUAGUUGGACAGAGGAUGAAGUAGCUGAUCUACAUAACAACACUAGCUUCAUCAUUGCUGCUGAUGUUUGCUAUGAUGAUGAUCUGACGGAUGGCCUUUUCCGAACACUGUACCAACUCUGCAGCAACUUUCUUCACCCCUGCACAAUUUUCUUCUCCAUAGAGAAAAGGAUGAACUUCACCCUGCGACACAUGGAUGUUUCUUGCGAGGCCUACCAUCAUUUCAGAUGCUGUCUGUCCCAACUCAAAGACCUGGCUGAUGGGCGAUGCCACUUCAAGGUGGAACAGCUCCCUUCGAACUUUGCACAAUUUCUUCUGUACGAACGCAUAGAGCACCUGGAGCUUUGGAAGGUGACUGCGACUCCACUUUCUUUUGAGCAAGCCCGGUCUGAUUCUGAACCACUUUCAUCUUGACUUGGUAGACCAGCUGAGCACUCUGAGUACCCUUCCAGGACUGAGCAUAGAGUGUGAUCCAUCAGCUUUAGUUUGUAAAUAUGAAGCUGAUAACUCUUACGAGCCUAAAACAAGCCAUUGAUUCACUGUAUAAAUCUAGCAUAAUUUAUUUUGAAACUUGAUUUAUGCGUUCUUACCUGACUAAUUGUAGAUGAAGCCAUUUUAAGUUGAUGGAAGUUCUCUGACUUUGUUAACUUAAAGUUAACCAGAGCCGAAUGUCUGUACAGUACAUGUUUGUACAUUAAAGCUUAUUUAAAACAAGA